GCUUCGUUUCUGCGCAUGAGCAGCAGCGCGAGCCGCCUCCCCCGCCCUCCCUUUUCGCGCGCUCGAGGUCGUGGCUCCGCCUCCGCGCCUUUUCCCGCUAGGCGGCGUUUGCGACGGCCGCGCUUGACGGCUGCUGGGUCCCUCGCCGGUUGCCAAGGCGGCUCGCUUUACGGCCCGGCGGCGAUGGCGGAGGGAGAGCGGGCGGAGAACGGAGGAGGAGGUGGCGGCGCAGGCAGCAGCGGAGGCCCCGGGAGGCCGCUCCAGGACGGCGAGCCAGGGGCGGUGGGGCGGGCCGAGGCCUUCAAGACCCAGGCGAAUGAUUACUUCAAAGCAAAGGACUACGAGAAUGCAGUGAAGUAUUAUACGCAGGCCAUUGAACUGAACCCCACCAACGCCAUCUAUUAUGGCAACCGGAGUCUGGCUUACCUGCGGACAGAAUGCUACGGCUAUGCCCUGGCUGACGCCACCAAGGCCAUCGAGUUGGACAAAAAGUACAUCAAAGGCUACUACAGGAGGGCGACCAGCAACAUGGCCCUGGGCAAGUUCAAGGCGGCCUUGCGGGACUAUGAGACGGUUGUCAAGGUGAAGCCGAAUGAUAAGGAUGCCAAGAUGAAGUACCAGGAGUGCAACAAGAUCGUGAAGCAGAAGGCGUUUGAGCGGGCCAUUGCCAGCGACGAGCACAAGCGGUCUGUGGUCGACUCCUUGGACAUCGAGAGCAUGACCAUUGAGGACGAGUACAGCGGCCCAAAGCUGGACAACGGAAACGUGACCCUCGCGUUCAUGAAGGAGUUAAUGCAGUGGUACAAGGAUCAGAAGAAGCUCCACAGGAAAUGUGCCUAUCAGAUCUUGGUGCAAGUAAAAGAGGUGCUAUCAAAACUCCCCACCCUAGUAGAAACCACGUUACAAGAGACAGAGAACAUUACUGUCUGCGGAGACACCCACGGGCAAUACUACGACCUCCUGAAUAUAUUCGAGUUGAAUGGGCUGCCGUCGGAAACAAAUCCAUAUAUAUUCAACGGGGAUUUUGUAGACCGCGGCUCCUUCUCUGUGGAGGUGAUAUUAACACUCUUUGGUUUCAAGCUGCUGUAUCCAGAUCAUUUCCACCUACUCCGAGGGAACCACGAAACAGACAACAUGAAUCAGAUCUACGGGUUCGAGGGGGAGGUCAAGGCCAAGUACACGGCCCAGAUGUUCGAGCUCUUCAGUGAGGUCUUUGAGUGGCUCCCGCUGGCCCAGUGCCUCAACGGCAAAGUCCUGAUCAUGCACGGGGGGCUCUUCAGUGAAGACGGUGUGACGUUAGAUGAUAUCAGGAAGAUCGAGAGGAAUCGGCAGCCUCCUGACUCAGGUCCCAUGUGCGACUUACUCUGGUCAGACCCUCAACCCCAGAACGGCCGGUCCGUCAGCAAGCGCGGCGUGAGCUGCCAGUUUGGACCCGACGUCACCAAAAGCUUCCUGGAGCGCAACAACUUAGACUACAUCAUCCGCAGCCACGAGGUCAAGCCGGAGGGGUACGAGGUGGCCCACGAGGGCAAGUGCAUCACCGUCUUCUCGGCCCCCAACUACUGUGACCAGAUGGGCAAUAAGGCUUCCUACAUCCACUUGCAAGGCUCGGACCUGCGGCCGGAAUUCCACCAGUUCACAGCAGUGCCUCAUCCGAACGUCAAGCCAAUGAUGUAUGCCAACUCGCUGCUGCAGCUGGGGAUGAUGUAAGCCGCCUGCACCUCCCUUCAGCACCUCCCGCCAGCUGCCCCCUCCCUUCUCCCCCCUGCCUGGAGACCCCCGCGCUAGGCAAAGGACCACUGUGGUUUUUCUUUUAUUUCCUGGUUUUAAACGACCUCUUCCAGCGUCCGCCUUGACUGCAGAGCAGGGCGAUUUCUUCGGCAGGGGAAGGGAGGGUGAGGAAGCCUGGGCCUCUGCUGGGGGGGGGGGAUUGUGGAGGACAGCACACCUGGCACCCCCUUGCCCCAAAGGCAGGAACCAGCCCGGAGUGGCCCUCUUUCUAUUUUUUUUGUUUUGUUGCUAGCGUUGCAUACAGACACACACAGACACGCGAAAGAACGACAGCCAGAGUGUUCCAAACUGAUUUCUUUUAAUAUAUAUUGGAAGGUUGUAUUUAUUC
Molecule: messenger RNA, 2119 nt
Organism: Hemicordylus capensis (graceful crag lizard)
Lineage: Eukaryota; Metazoa; Chordata; Lepidosauria; Squamata; Cordylidae
Gene: PPP5C
Product: protein phosphatase 5 catalytic subunit
Exons: 13
Coding region: 16-1710 (564 amino acids)
Cellular component (GO): nucleus; cytosol
Molecular function (GO): protein serine/threonine phosphatase activity; protein binding
Source: RefSeq, a predicted model, not a curated record